AUGUCCAUAGCCUUUAGUACAAGGCCUGGUCCAUCACUUUCGGUCGGGUAUAUAAGUCGAUUCGUCGAGAACCCGACGGUACAGCAUGGCGGACCCUUGAAGCGACACUUGCCAUUACAAGCUGUAGGAAUUUUGUUCUCGCGACCGCUACAAUCAAAUGUGAUUAGAGAUGACGAAAUCCGCGACACCGACUGGGCAUCUGCCCAGAUUCUAGAAAGAGCGUCACAGGCUACGCAUUACAUAUGGCCGGAGGACCGGUGGCUUGGGUUUCAUGACGGUCGACAGUGCGUGGCUAAAGCUGAUUACGUUGCAUCAUGUAAGGCUUAUACGGAUGGACGAGCGCUGGCGAUUGUGGAAGUACUACCCAAGACGAACGUAGACUUUUUGCUAGGAGUGGACAACCAAGCGGCUAUCUCGUUAGACACCAAACUAACUUACAACAGAAAGGCGCGUCAUAUUGAAUUGAGGUUUCAUAAUGUUUGCGAACAAGUUACCAGGAAAGCCGUCCACGUCCAAAAAAACGACGACCAUGUCAACCCUGCCGAUCUGCUAACAAAGCCGCUCGGAUGCCUUCGGCUGAUCAUGAUAAAGCACCGCACUGUCGAAUCAACACGUCGUGCAGAGCUACGUCAGCUAUACCAAGAAAACAAGAGCGAAGAGACAACAAGUAUCAGAACGCAACGCUGCAACUUAUGUUCCGAGUGUACUCAUGGGGGGUAUUGUUGA
Messenger RNA from Peronospora belbahrii, 726 nucleotides. NCBI's taxonomy places the organism in Eukaryota, Oomycota, Peronosporomycetes, Peronosporales, Peronosporaceae. The record is from the annotation of a GenBank genome assembly.